Molecule: messenger RNA, 3786 nt
Organism: Suillus subaureus
Lineage: Eukaryota; Fungi; Basidiomycota; Agaricomycetes; Boletales; Suillaceae
Exons: 17
Coding region: 1-3786 (1261 amino acids)
Source: RefSeq, a predicted model, not a curated record
AUGUCCAAGCGGAGCUACGAUAGCAGUGCUCACGAGAAACGCAUCUCCAAGUAUCGUGACCUCAGGGAUGGGUCGAAGAGUGUCAAGUUUCCAGAGAAACUCCUCAAAGUCUUGGAGCAGAGACUGCAGAAUAUAGCAAUGGGGAAAGAUGCUGCGUAUUCUGACCAAUUAACAAGGCGAACAAUGGCCGUCUUCUAUGGACAGUUCAUGGGGGACCCUUUCAGAAAGCAGAUGAAGGAGAACAGGAGCAUAGAGGAGUUGAUCUUGAUGUUUGCCUCACAAGCCACCAGCGUGCUCAGGAAGGAGCCCACACUCGCUGAUGAUGGAUGGAAGGUUGAGGUGAACAACCAAAUUGCACAGUUCGUGAGGAUGCUUCGGGAUUGCUUGAAGACUCUCAGCCAUGUUUCGCCCGAGCUCAAUUCACGCUUGGAUAUGUAUCACGCCAAACUUGCACCGUCGCAGUCUUCGAAUGAUUCGGGGUACGACUCUGCAUCCGCGUCGCGGGAUUCUAUCAGCACACAGCCAAGCAUCAGCCAAAGCGUUUCAGAUAUGCCUUUUGUGAUGAUCGUGGCACGCCUGUUCAAGAUUCCUGAGAGCGCCAUGCAGAGCGAGGUGGAUCGGAUGCGGAAAACAUGUACAGAGAAGGCUGCUGUUACAGACCUCAAGACUUGCCUGAAGAAUAUCAAUUCUGGCGCCCCAUUCCCCGGUAGAAGGGAAGACUUUAGUAGUGAUACUGCGUGGAAUCAUUGGCGCACUCAGGAAACCUCCAUUCUCUCCCAGCUCAUGGUAGCGAUGAUGUCGCUUAAUCCCGAACUUGCUAAGUCCAUGCCUUCAGACAAUGGUUCCGUCUAUCCCACAUCGGGGGCUCGUCCAAGCUCUACUCGUAUCGACUCUCCUGGUGGAGCGAAGCGACACACUUCGAUUGGGAGCCGACACUCGUUCUUCGGAGCUGCAGAUGAAAGUGAGGAGAACGACGGCGACGAGGGGGACGAUGACGAAGAGAUUCGUGUUGGCCACAAUUUUACGUUUAUUCCGCCAAAUCCCAAGAAAUUCUACAGGCGUCUCAUCGAAUACUGUCUCGUCACGGAUCUAGAGUUUAUGUUCAGCCCCGAAGUGGACGACGCUGAUGAAGUUCCCUUGAGUAUCCUCAGCCCUCCCCAUGUGGAACUUAUAAACGAGUGUGCGAUGCGUUGGCGCAUAAACCAUACAUAUCGUGUGACGUGUUUUUUGGAUCAGAUCAAACAGCUAUAUGAGCGUAGCGACGUUCCCAUGGAGUGCAUACCAGAGGCCCUGCAAGGCAUCACGAAGUUAUUGCAAGAUCUCGAGAUUGACAAGUGGCCCAUCCAUGAUUCAGAAUUAUUGGCAUCCAUUUAUGUGGAUGCUUUGCCGAACCUAAAAGUCAGCGUGGUUCAGCCAUAUCUCACUAUUCUCGACCACGUACGGGAGAGUGGACUCAUCGAGCGUUUUGAGGCAGAUAUCAGUGCCCGUUUGGCAGACUUGACGACUCGCAUACAAGAUGUCUCAGUCCAGUAUUAUCAAGAGAAGAUGCAUACUUUGCAAGCAACUCCCGGAGUCAACCGGGCCUUACCAUUGCUGCUGAUGACGGACGAACUGGAGAAGGCAGCCAAACAGCUGGACAAGCGAUUUCCUGAUCCCCUUGUCGGAGUGGUAGAUCUAGUUUCUCUUGUGGUGGAAGCCCAGGUUCCACUGUUUAUCAGCGAACUUCAGAACUCCUCGAAGCGUUUGUAUGAAUCGUCGAUGAAUGGUCCAACUCCAGACGUGCCUAUACAAGACAUAUUCUCACUCUACCGACGAACGCAAGCGUUACUGUCAAUGUACAAGGCAUUUGCUCCUCAGGGACAACUGGAGUUUGAUCUUGGGCAGUUUUUCAUGCCGUACGUUCAUCAAUGGCUCGUCGACACAGACAAUAAGACCGGCCAAUGGGUGCAAGCUGCAAUAGCGGCGGACAAGUUCGAGGCAGAGAAUACAGAAGGGCACAGUGCAUCUAUCGUCGAUCUCUUUGACUCCCUCCGUAGUCCAAUAUCUUUCUUGCAGGACCUCGAGUGGUCAGAUGAAUAUCAGGAGGCGAGAUUCCUUACCAGUCUCUCCAAGACGAUAUCCAAGGCAAUCGAGCAAUACUGUCGCUCUGUUGAAGAGCUUUUCAUGACAGAAAUGUUUCCGCGCCCAGCGGACUAUUUGCAGCCGCAGAAGUCCUCCGCUUGGCUCGAGAAAGCCAAGUUGCUUACAACGACAGGCGAGAAGAAAGUCGAACCAUUCAACUUCCGCCCAGAGUCUUGCGUCAAGCUGAACAACGUCGAAGCUGCGCGGAAGCUCCUUGAUAACCUGUAUAACCAGAUACAGGUGGACAAGGUCGCUGACACGAUUGCUAAUCACGGGCCGCCUGUUCCCGACAAAAACGAGCGGGCGCGAUUCCUGUUUGCUGUGAAGAUUGUUAUGGCGGAGGAUUUGAUACCACUUGAUAGUAGUCCGUCCUCAUUACUGGACACCUUCGUGACGCUCAGCGAUGAGGCUGGGAAUCGCCUUGUGAAGACGAGAACGAUUUAUGAGAGCUUGAGCCCGCGUUGGGAAGAGACUCAUGACAUAUCGGUCGACAAGCCUUUAUGGUUAAUGUGCAGUAUACGUGAUCGCGCGCUUGUGGGUCAACAUGACGUUGUUGGUCGGUCCUUCAUAUGCCUCAAUCCUAAGGAAUUUGGCGAUUUCUUGACCCACGAUGUAUGGCUGAACCUCGAGAACACCAACCAUGGUCACCAAGGGAGGAUACUUCUUCGAAUAAGUAUGGAAGGGGAGAAAGAUGACGUGCAGUUCUACUUUGGCCGGGCUUUUCGAUUCCUGAAGCGAAGUGAGGGAGACAUGAUGCGGAUAUUUAUCGACAAAAUGUCACCAUAUAUACGGCAGUCACUGUCCCGACCUAUCCUCAAAACCUUGAUCAAAGCCGGAUCUCUAGGGCUGGAUUACAACAGGGCACUUGGGAAUGUCACAGCGCUCUAUCGCUCAGCACUGGGCUCCAACGCUAGUGAGGUGCAGAUACCUCUUCCUCAGAACGAGAAAUCUCGUGUUCGGCCCGAGGAGCUCACCGACGUGGAGAUUGAGCGCGCGAUCAUUCCUCUGUUCGAUUAUUUCGACGCCAACCUUCAUAUUCUCAACACCUAUCUUAGCGAGACUGCAAAAGAUAUGGUGAUGAUGAGGGUCUGGAAGGAGAUCUUAGUCGUAAUAGAGGGUCUGCUCAUACCGCCAUUGUCCAAGCUCUCGAGUGACAUGAAACCACUCAGUGACAAGGAGGUAGACAUUGUUUUCAAGUGGUUGAAGUUCCUCCGUGAUUAUUUCUAUGCGGAAGGCGAAGGCAUUCCGCUGGAAAAGCUACAGAACCAGAAAUAUCGGGAUGUUGUCUCCAUUCGCUUGUACUAUGAUUGGCAUACGGAUACUCUUAUGGAAGAGUGCGUGCGUGCCAUGCAACAAAGCUUGCGUGAAGCGGUUCCUGUCAAGAAGCGCGUGAAGAGCGUCUAUAACCAGCGGAAUCUGGGGACCAUCAAGGAGCGCAAGAAGGUAAAGAAAGAGGAGAAAGAAGUCUCGAACGGUGAAACUAUUAUGAGAAUCCUUCGCAUGAGACCAAACACACAAGAGUUCAUUACUCAGCAGCUUGAAAUGAUGACAACCGUGCAAGCUGAGCGCGAACGCGCACAAGUUGAUAAACAGCAGCGAAGAUCUCAACGACCGCGGCAGGCGGAAAGUCCUGAAGUUCCGCCACUGCCCUCCGCUGCCUCGUAG